Messenger RNA from Oryzias latipes (Japanese medaka), 585 nucleotides. Lineage: Eukaryota; Metazoa; Chordata; Actinopteri; Beloniformes; Adrianichthyidae. The record is from RefSeq and is a predicted model, not a curated record.
AUGAGAAUCCACACGGGCGAAAAGCCGUUUUUCUGCCAAAUCUGCGGAAAGCGAUGCCGUCAGCAGAGCGACCUGGGGCGCCACAUGAUGGCUCACACGGGCGAGAGGCCCUUCCCAUGUCACCUGUGUGAGAGGAGUUUCAUCCAGAGGGGGGAUUUGCUGCGCCACAUGAAGGUGCACACGGACGAGAGGCAGUUCCCCUGCAGGCUCUGCACCAAAACCUUCAGCGAGGACGGCCAGCUGAGCCGGCACAUGAGGAACCACAGCAGGAAAAAGCCCUACUCGUGCAAAGUCUGCAAGAAGAGGUUCAUCAAGAAGACUCACCUGACGGCUCACGCCAGGACGCACACGGGCGAGAAACCCUUUCUGUGCGACACCUGUGGGAGGGGUUUCAUCAACCGCAACAAUCUGACGUGCCACAAGAAAGUCCACACGGGCGAGAACAGAGGACACACCCUGGACUUGGUCAUAACCUACGGCCUGUCUGCUGGGUUCUACGGGGGGAACUGGACGUUCAGCCGCAACGAACACCUGUGGAGCCACAUGAUGCUGCACAAGGGGGAGGAGACUCUGUGCAACCGGUAA